Messenger RNA from Clunio marinus, 507 nucleotides. NCBI's taxonomy places the organism in Eukaryota, Metazoa, Arthropoda, Insecta, Diptera, Chironomidae. The record is from the annotation of a GenBank genome assembly.
UACAAUAUCAUCACAUCAAAGAUCCGUGAACAUGAUUUCGGAAAAAUUGUCAUGUUUAAAAACUUCCUGAUGGAUUUCAGUCUUUCAUUUGUUGUUGCUGUUUUCUUUUAUCUCAUUGUUGAAGAACCGUUUUGUUUGAUUGGAAAAUAUGUUGCUAACUACAUCGUUGGACUUAAAUGUGAAUCAAUCGGUAAACUAAUAGGUAAACUUUGCAGCUCACAUAUGAAAACAAAAUCUUCAACUAUUGAUAAGACCUUAACACCUCAUAAGACUGAUGAUAAUAAGGUUUAAUGGCCUGAAUGAAUAAUUACAGUGAACUCUCGCUAAAACAUACUUUCGUUAUAACAUUUCUCUCGUUACAACAUUCAUUUCGAAAAUAAUUUUUAGAAAAUGAGGUCUGUGCCUCAAAGACUAUAAGGUACCUGUUAUGAUUUUAACUUAUUCAGUGUCUCAACUUUUUUCUGAGAAUACUAUGUAGGUUUCAAGAAUUCUUUCAAGAAAUUAGUU